AUGGAAGAUCGAGAUGGUAAAAAAGCAUUUACCAUACCGAAAACAUGUACAUCGAAUAAAGAUGUUUUAAUACCGGAAAAAACUGGUAGUCGUAAUGUAACGGAAUUAUUUGAUGAUAUUAAAUCGUGCGCACUGGAAGCACAUUUUGAUUUUCGAAAAAAUGCUUGUAAAUCAUGUGAAACAAUACGUAAUCAAAAGUUACAAAAACUAUAUAAUGAAAGAAAAAUUCAAAUGAAAAAAACUCAAGAUUCAACAGAACGUUUUGCUUUUCACUUAAUUACAUCUCGAGAUAGUGCAUUAAGUAUUGCGAAUGAUGGGCUCAUGUGUGAACAGUUAUCGUUUUCAAUCGAUCAAUAUCUUGGAAAUCCUAAAGAUGGUGUUCAUUUAUCAAGACGUCCAGACGUUCUUUUGGCAUCUACUGGUGCACAAGGACUGCAUAAAUUUGGAUUAUUAAUCUGUAAAAUAAUUUUGGGUAAAGGUUAUGCAACUAUACCUUCAGCAAAUAAUAAACAAUUCUCUGCACAAUUGCAUUAUGAUCAUCAUUUUUGUAAAAUUCAGCCGUCAAAUAGAGAACAACGUAAUAUCGAUAAUUUAUUAGCAAAGUCUUUAAUAUUCUGCUAUGAAUAUAAUGAUUUAGAAACAGUUUCCCAUCCAUCUCAAAUUUUACCUCUCGCAAUUUUAUGGUAUGAUCUUAAAGAAAAAUUCUCAUCUAAACUCGUAUCAACAUCUCAAGAAUCUCGAAAAAAUCAUGAAAAAAUGAACAACUCAAAAAAUCUGAAUAAAACCAAGCCACUACUAUCAAAACCCAUAUCUAAACCAAUGUCAUUAUUAAACACUGGUACUUGGGUCGAUCUUACAUCAGAUAUAACAAUAAGUCCAGAAAAAAAAAAGAUUCCGCCAACACAAACUAUGCCAAAUCAAUAUCCUACUCAACUUAUGUUAUCAUUUUCAUCAUUUAGUAAUCUACAGCAAAUAGCAAAUUAUCGAGAUCCUCGCUUAGCACGAACAGUCACAUCAUCUGAAACAAUACCAUUAUCACCACGAACUCCAAUUCAUGAAAAAUCGCAAUUGGAUAUAUCGUUAUCAACGAAACCAACAGUUCUUGCAAAAAGAAAUCCUCUAACAGUCAUUCCAUUGAAUUCAAAAACUAAGUUAAUCGAUCCACGUGUACAAAGUGAUAAAUCAAAGCAUCAUGUUUUUUAUCUCGAAUCACAAGCUGUCAAACAUGCACUACAGCAACAAAAACGUCUUAACAAUUAUCAUAAUUCUAAGAAUAAUACAAAACCAAAAACAAGUUACACACUUAUACCAUUUACUAUCAAUUCAAUAUCAUUAGAUGAAUAUGAAUCUAGUAAAAAAGUAUCAAAUCAAUCACUUCCUACAGAUCAUUCACCUUUAUGUAUAUCAGUGGUCGAUUAUUUUCAUUUUGGUUUAAAACCAAAAAAUAAUAAACUAUAUAUUGAUUUAGAAGAAAAUGAAAAUCGAUUUGCGUAUGAACAAAUUAAUAUAUCAAAUCACUUAAUUGAACGCCAAAAACAAUUAGGUUCUCAAGAAAUUCGUCUACAGCUACGAGAAAGAGGACAAAGAAAAAUGGAUCAAUUUUUUAAUCAACACAAUAAGUUUUAUUCAGCUAAUUCAAAGCUUUACGUUAAUGCUGGUCGAAAAUUCUUAAAAAACCAUGUAGCAAUAGCAUCAUCGUCAUCAGAUCAUAAAAUAUCAUCAGAAUUAUUAGAUUUUUUCUCCUAUGAAUAUCAAAGCGAAGAACGAUCUCAUGUAAAACAUCUUUUAGCUGAACUUAUUGGUGUUUUUGUUGAAAAAUAUGGUCUUGAAAAUAAACAAAUUAUAUCAAAACAUACUCAAGAUGAAGCUAUUGAAGGUGUCAUCAUGGAAGGUCAAACAAUCAAUGAUGUCAUUGACAUGGACUUAGCAUCUCCAUCUUCUCAAGGAUUAGGUGAUUAUGAUGAACGUUUUCGAGUACAAACACCGCCAUCAUCUAUCAACAAUCCCAUUUACAAUCAGCUGGCUACAUCUUUACCUUUGUCUCAAACAUUACCCGCAGAAGCGAAUAAAAUGUUUGAUGAACUAAAUAGUAAUAGUAUUGAAAUAGCUCAACCACUAAGAAUCGAUUUACCAUUGUCUUUAUCGAAGAAUUACGUCGAUCUCAUUGAUUUUAAACCAAAACUUGAAAAACUGGAAUUUUCAUCUAAUGAAAACAAUACUAUUGAAGAUAAUCAUCCAUUGCUGAUCAAUGCAAAUUCCAAACAAAUAAUGAAUUCAAAUUCAUUGAUAAAUAUUGACGAUGAUUCCAAUCGUUCACGCGAUGAAUUUGUUAAAUUAUUAACAAAAGAAGUUUAUACAUCAAAACCGUCAAGUCCAUCAAAAGUUCUUAAUCAUCAUAGACGAUCGUAUGAUAAUGAUGAAUCAAAUAUAAAUAAAAAUCUUUUAUCAACACGAACAGUAACACUUGUAUCAAAUUGUUGUGAAGAUAAUUUAAUUAUUGAAACAAAAAAUAUCGAUGAAAGAAACACAGACGAAGAACCAACUGUUAAACGUAUAAAAAUUACACCAGCUGAUGACAUAGAUUCUCCUAUUAAAGUUAUUGAUGAUCAUGAUUAUCGUAAAGAUCUUGAUGAAAGAAAACGGCAAGCACGAAAAAAGAAAAGAUUACCACAUUCUCGCUCACCUUCAAAAUCAACAAGUUCACGUAAUUCAUCUAUAAGAAAAUCUAAAACACGAUCACCAUCAUCAUCAUCCAGUCGUGCAUCAUCAAUAAGUAACCGUUAUCGGCAACAACAACAACAACAACAAAAAGAAUAUAAAUAUAAAUACAAUCAUUCGUCAGAUAGAUCUUAUCAUAGUUAUCAACGUGAUAUAAGUAGUUCGAAUUCAAUACGUUUGCAAACAUCGCAUCAUCAAAGAUUUAAUUAUAAUCAUCAAUCUGUUGCUGAUCAUCCACGCUUUUCUAACGUUAAUACAGUAUCCAGUCCAAUCAAAAGUCUUAUGGAUGAUUCAUUAAACACAUCGAAUUAUUCACAAUCGAUAACAGAUUAUUCUGAUCGAUCAUCAAUAACAAAUAUUAAUCGAGUUUUGAACUCUUCUUACUGUAAUGAAUUGCCUUCAAACUAUCAACAUUAUCCCGAUGAUCGGAUUAACAAUCCUCCAAAACUACAGCCACUAAUGUCAGCUAGACCAAUAGUAGAUUUUUCUACUUCAUAUGAUACAAAACCAUCGAGCACCAUAGAACGUUUACAAAUGUUUCUUCAAAACCAAAACAGACCAUCCUAUGAACAUGAACAACCAUCAAUACGAGAUUACUCAUCGUCUUCUUCAGUAAUCAAUCCACCUCAAAAUAGUAAUGAUUCUUCUUGGCCUUCUUCAAGGUAUUCAUAG
Messenger RNA from Rotaria socialis, 3390 nucleotides. The record is from the annotation of a GenBank genome assembly. Lineage: Eukaryota; Metazoa; Rotifera; Eurotatoria; Philodinida; Philodinidae.